CAAAAUACGGCUUUUCAAGGUGGCGCGACGGCGUUUAUAACGGGGGGGUCGAGAAAUAAUAAAACUGCCAUCGAGCGUCGAGAGGGUGCAGCGGUGCCGAGGGUGUGUGUUGUCGGAGACGCGAGCCGAUUGGCAACGUUGGGCGACUGAAAAUAAAAGUGUUUACGGGACACCGGGGGGGGGGCCAAUCGAUUUGUCAAUAAAUAAUUAACAAACCGAGAGGAAUUAUUGACGUGAUUGCACCGAGUUUUCGUUGGUCCUGGAGGUUAUACGUGUUGAAUUAAAAUCUUGUCGGCUACGGUGUGAGCCUAGCUGUCACUUCGAUCGCCAUUUUAGCGCCGUUCAGCACGGGAAUGCGCGCCGCCGGUAGAUCCGAUUCACGACUGGAGGACAGUGAACGCGAGUGUGUGACUGUGAGACGUGUUCAUACCUGUUUUUAUUUGUUGAUUGUCGAUAACAAUUAAUAGAUCAGUCAUUAGUGGUGAUAUAAAUCGAGUUGAGGUGAAUUUUCUAAGGAAUUUUAUUAAUUUGUUGAGCAAUGGAGAGGUUUGCUCGUGAAAAAUAGAGGGGAUUGGUAAUAGCAGGCAGGAAAAGUGCCGGAUUGUUUGCAGUAUCCCGGGUUUACAUUUUGUCCCUGUGUUGUGAAAAGGGCACGGCCUCUACAUUUGUUUCAUUCUCCUUCAUUCUGCCCUUUUCUCACGCCCCUUCGGCAAUAACCAACGGAGCGGACUCCAGUGCUGUGGAUUCUCGAUACAACAGACGACUUUUUCGAGAAUUUUCGUUUAAAAGUGGAGUUUUCAAUUGAAAAAAGGGGAGUUUAAUUCUUGGAUGAACCGAUGGUGCCAUUCGAGUCAUGCUAGCUGUCAAUAAUACCACUCGGGAGGGACUCAACGUGCCUCGUUGUCACGUACGAGUUUAACCUCUCUCGUGACGUUUUUUUUUUCGGGGGCUCAUGUGUUUCCACUGGUGCGCUCUUAUCCACGAGUGACGGCAUACAGCCUCGAUUAUCUCGAAUAUUUUCGAUCCGUGGGGUGGGAUCGACCUUUUAUCGUAGACAACCGGCGCGUCGUGACAGGAGAGAGUGAGAGAGAGACCACGAGGUUCGCCGUGUCGGUGAUUGGAGUGAGGAAAAUUUGAGGAAAUUGAUAAAACGAGGAAACGAGUGAUUUCAGUGUGUGCAUAUCUGUGAACAUUUUUUAUACAAGAGAUCGUAAAUCUUACGUAAAUCGUCGAUCGUGAGAUUUAUUAUAAAUUUUUUGUCCAUUGUUGUGUGAAGUGAAGUGCAUUCUGUGGGGUUUUAAUGGAAUUGGUGGAUUGCGGAGAGAAGUAACGAGACAAUCGUUGUUUUGAGUUGGUGAGGGAGACGGGGUUGUUUGGAGUAUUUUUUUUGUCGUCUGGCCGUUGACUCACACCUGAGUCCAGUGUUUGGGGUCACGGUAGACACAUCACAGGCCCUCUGACGUAAUUAUUUAUUAGAAACGGAAUUAAAAGGUGGGAAAGAAAGAGAGAGUUGGGUGACAGCUACUUCGGGGAAUUCGGGGGAGGCAUCCGGGAAAUAUAAAUAAUAAUCGUAAAUAAAGUGAAUAGUAGUGUGUGGGUGAGAAGUACCGGUGGAGCUGUGGUGUAAGGGUCGCGUGUUAUCGGCCACAGCGAAAUAUCCUAUGGUAAAAGUGCUUAAUCAGCUCCGUGGAUAAGGGGUUGUUACCUUUUCAAGUGUGUAAAGGAUCGAAGGCAACGGGGCCGCGCGAGAUGAUUCUGCGCGUCUGAAGGAGAGACAAGGAGAGCACGAUUUCACGAAGGAAAAGCGCUGGAGGCCGAAAGAAUAAGAAACACAAGUGGAUCUCCAAGAAAUUCCUUCUGCAAGUGGCGGAAGUGGUGGGGGACGGGUAACCCGUCCCGUAGUAUAGUAAGGUAGUUUAGAAUAAUUUCGGAAUUGAGCGGGUAAACGGGGGACCAAAGGAGAGUAAAGUGGAUAGCAAACGAUGAUGAGUAUUAAACUUGAAUUUCGAGGGCUACCGCCUCUCCUCACACUGCUCAUUGGCAUAACAAUUCUACUCCAAAUGCCAAAAAUAAGAGCCACCUCAUCGGACAUUGUCCAUCAAUUUUACGAUGCCGAUGUUCAACGAAUGAAUCACCUUGUUGUUGAUAAAAAUACUGGACGAGUUUACGUUGGUGCUGUUAAUCGUUUGUACCAAUUCUCCCCUGAUUUGAAUCUUGUGGUGAAGGUGGUGACUGGACCGCAGGACGACGCACUGACAUGCUCGAGUUUGGAUUGUCCUCGUGAAGCUGUUAAAGGUCUAGUUGACAAUGUCAAUAAAGCACUUGUCAUUGAUUACACAACCUCACGACUAAUAUCCUGCAACAGUUUGUUCCAAGGCACUUGUGAUGUACGAAACAUUCACAAUAUCACUGAUGUUGUCCAGAAGGUCAAAGAGGCUGUGGUUGCUAAUAAUGCAACAGCAUCAACAGUGGCAUUCAUAGCACCAGGACCACCAAAUCCACCGGUGUCACAGGUCAUGUAUGUCGGUGUCACGUACACUGGUAACUCACCGUACAGGUCAGAAGUGCCAGCUGUCAGUUCUCGUUCACUCGACAAAGACAAGAUGCUGAACAUUGCUGAAUCAGCAGUCACAACUGGCACCAGAAUCUACGUUAAUUCAUUGUCACGUGAGCGCUAUCCCAUUAACUAUAUCUAUGGAUUCAGUAGUGAGGGAUUCAGUUAUUUCUUUACAACACAGCUGAAGGAUACGGAAGCAUCGAAUUACAUAUCCAAACUCGUUAGACUUUGUCAAGAUGAUAUGCAUUAUUAUUCGUACACUGAGAUACCAGUUGAGUGCAAGAAUGAGGGGAGAAAUUAUAAUCUAGUGCAGGCAGCUUACGUUGGCAAAGCUGGCUCUGUACUUGCUGGUGCACUUGGAAUAACAGCUCAGGAUGAUGUUUUGUAUGCUGUGUUUGCGGAGAGUGAUGCACCAACUAGUCCGAGGCCAAGUAAUCAUUCUGCACUGUGUGUUUAUACGCUGAAGAAUAUCAGAAGAAAGUUUAUGAGGAAUAUACAGAAGUGCUUCAGUGGUGAUGGACAACGUGGUCUUGAGUUUAUAUCGCCGAGUCACAAAUGCGUUCUUACGAAACUGCAAACAAUCGCCGAGGACUUCUGCGGCCUCGACGUAAACACACCAUUGGGCGGACAGGAGCCAAUGACCGCUGUUCCGGUGUUAACAUUCAAUACACUAUUGACCGCCGUAGCAGCAACAUCAACUGGCGAUUUUACCGUAGUUUUUAUUGGCACGCAACACGGUCAUCUGAAAAAGGUCGUAGUUGAGAGUGCAAGCGGUGCCCAGGAGUACGGUGACCUGGAGAUUGACGCUGACUCACCCGUGAACCCUGACCUCCUCUUCGACUCUCAGCAGCCACCGAUGCAUCUCUAUGUGCUAACCGAGAAGAAAGUAUCAAAGGUGAAGGUGCAGGAAUGCUCAGUUUAUAAAACCUGCUGGGAUUGCUUGGGCGCCAAGGAUCCCUACUGCGGCUGGUGCUCACUGGAGAACAAGUGUAAUCUCCGGAGUGACUGUCAGGACGCUGCCAACGACCCACUCUACUGGAUAAGCUACAAGAGUGGCAAGUGCACAACGAUAACAACUGUAACGCCGGAUCAGCUCCAGAAAACGACAGCCAGAACUCUUGAUCUUGUCAUUGAUAAUCUGCCGACAUUGAAUGGAGAUUUCCUCUGCGCGUUUUCGGCCCUCGAUAAGACACUUAUCACCAAUGCCACGCGGAAAUCGUAUGGGGUCAAUUGCACAACACCUAGGACUGAUCUACUGCCGUCGAUACCAGCUGGACAUCAUCACUUCACAGCUAAACUGUCCGUCAGAAUGACCAAUGGGCCUGAUCUUGUCGCCACCAAUUUUACCUUUUUCGAUUGCAACACUUACUCGUCGUGCACGGAGUGCGUCUCAUCGAGCUUUCCCUGUGAUUGGUGUGUCGAUGGACACAGGUGCACCCACGACACAGCCGCCAAUUGUCGUAAUGACAUACUCGUCACUGGAGUCAGUAGGAUGGGACCGAGUUACAGAAGUGGACCUGCAUUCUGCCCGACGAUAAAUGCUACCGACUCGCAGGAGAUUCUUGUGUCUUCGGGAAUUAAAAAACCUAUUCGGGUUAAAGUUCAUAUCAUAGGGCAAUUCAUCAUCCAAACCCGAUUCGUCUGUCAAUUCAACAUCGAGGGCCGAGUGACGAGCGUCAAUGCUCGCCUCCUGGCCGACACAAUCUACUGCGACGACAUGGAGUUCUCCUACACCUCGCGAACCCCCAACAUAACCGUCCCCUUCGCUGUAAUCUGGGGCGGCUCCAAACCCCUGGACAACCCCGACAACAUCCACGUGGUGAUCUACCGCUGCCGAGACAUGGCAGACAACUGCGGAAUGUGCCUGGCAAUCCCUCCGAAGUACGGCUGUGGCUGGUGCCAGAGUACAGACAGAUGCGAAGUCAAAGACCAGUGUGGCAGGGGCUCCGGAAUCUGGCUGAAUCGAAAUCAAACCUGUCCGAAUCCCGAGAUCCACUCCUUCGAGCCCAUGAUGGGACCCUGGGAGGGCAACACAAACGUCACAAUUCGGGGCAUAAACCUCGGUAAAACCUUCAACGACAUCUACGCAGGAGUGACAGUAGCUGGAGUUCCUUGCCAACCUUACGAGCAACUUUACAUUCGAACGAAGCAGAUUACGUGUAGGGUGGAUGGGCCGGGCUCGAAGAAGCUGGAAGUCGGGCCAGUUAUCGUGAAGAUCGAAAACUACAGAGGACAGUCUAAGGAAAACUACGAGUUUGUGGAUCCAGUGAUCGAUAAUAUCUCACCUAGAUACGGCCCCAGAAGUGGAGGAACGAUCGUAAAGAUAACCGGCAAGUACAUGAACGCGGGAAGUGAAAUCCGCGUAACGAUUGACGAGCUCGCCUGCUCAGUGAUAUCCGCCGAGUUCAACGAAACCCUCUGCAUGACCUCCGCGAGCAACAUAAACCGAAACGGAACCCUCCUGAUGACGUUCGACGGUAGAAACCGAACCUACAACGGUUACUUCGAGUACGUCGACGAUCCGACGAUCGAGUCAGUGGAGAGUGGAGUCGCAGGACAGAUGAAGAUCCCGAAGGGAAUCCCAGCGGGUGGAAUCAAGAUCUCGGUCACUGGAAAGAACCUGGGCUACAUCCAGAAUCCCCAGAUGUACGUGUACUACGAUGAGAAGAUGUUCGUCUCCCGUUGCGAUGUGCUGAGUCAAACGAGCAUGGACUGUCGUUCCCCCUCGAUCGAAGUGCCUGAGAACGUGGGCCUCGAUGCAGAGCGUCCCCUCGCCCUUGAGUACGGCUUCAGGAUGGACAACGUCACUGGGGUGCAGAACCUCUCCCAAAACGGUUUCAAUCACUUCCUGCUGUAUCCAAAUCCAAUCUACGACGAGUUCGAUGAGGAAGUCAAGUACUACAAGAGUGACUACUUGACGAUCAACGGACAGCAUCUGGACAGGGCGUGUCAGGAGUCCGAUGUGAUCGUGCAGAUUGGAAGUACCUACUGCAAUGUGACGUCGUUGUCUAGGCAACAGCUGACCUGCAGACCCCCUCCAUCGCAGCCUCCUGCCUUGAGCGCUGAGGGGCUGCCUGACAAGCAGGAACUCCCUGAAGUGAUUGUCAUCGUUGGAAACACCUUGAGGUUCAACAUUGGGAAACUGAGCUAUGCUCUGCCCGCUGGACUCAACGGACCCCUCUCCAGACCUGCUCUCAUCGGCGUCAUCGCUGCAAUCAUCAUCCUCGUGUUCAUCUUCAUCGCCUUCUUGAUCGCCUAUAGGAGGAAGUCGACUGAGAGCAAUCGAGUCCUCAAGAACAUGCAGGAGCAGAUGGACAUACUUGAGUUGAGAGUUGCUGCCGAGUGCAAGGAGGCAUUCGCGGAAUUGCAGACUGAGAUGACUGAUCUCACUGGGGAUCUCACCAGCGGUGGCAUUCCAUUCCUCGAUUACAGGACUUAUGCCAUGAAGAUUCUGUUCCCUAAUGUGGAUAAUCAUGUUGUUCUCCAGUGGGACAGACCUGAGCUGCAGAGGAAGGAGAAGGGGCUGAGGCUCUUUGGACAGCUCAUUAUGCAUAAGACGUUUCUGCUGCUGUUUGUGAGGACUCUCGAGAGCAAUCGGUACUUCUCGAUGAGGGAUAGGGUCAAUGUCGCUAGUUUGAUCAUGGUUACGCUGCAGAGUAAGAUGGAGUACUGCACUGAUAUUCUGAAGACUUUGCUUGCUGAGCUUAUUGAGAAGUGCAUGGAGGGCAAAAGUCAUCCGAAAUUAUUGCUGAGGAGAACGGAGAGUGUGGCUGAAAAAAUGCUAUCCGCAUGGUUCACGUUUCUUUUGUACAAAUUUAUGCGAGAGUGCGCUGGCGAGCCACUCUACAUGCUGUUCCGUGCUAUGAAGCAGCAGGUUGACAAGGGCCCUGUUGAUUCAAUCUCCUCCGAAGCCCGUUAUUCACUCUCAGAGGAGAAACUCAUAAGACAGUCUAUUGACUUUAAACCAAUGACUGUCUUCGUGACAAUUGCUCAGCAGACGGUGUUCAGCAAUCUUGAUCCUACAACGGAGAAUGUGCCAGUCAAGCUACUUGACUGUGACACAAUUUCUCAAGUGAAGGAGAAGGCAUUAGACACUAUUUAUCGUGCCACUCCGUACAGCCAACGGCCGAGAAAAGAGGAUCUUGACCUCGAAUGGCGAACAGGUGCAUCAGGAAGACUGAUCCUCUACGACGAGGACACGACAACGAAGACAGAGGGUGAAUGGAAAAAACGAAAUACUCUGAAUCACUACAGAGUGCCAGACGGUGCAUCACUGAGUUUAGUCUCAAAACAAUCAUCCAUCUACAAUCUUUCGAUAUUGUCAGAGAAAACUGACAAAUCACACAAGUACGAAACGCUCAAUCUAAGUAAAUUUAGCUCAGCGAGUCCGCCAUUGUCACGUGCCACAUCGCCCCUCAAUCACGAUCACGAUGGGGGGCUCAAGGUUUGGCAUCUGGUGAAGCAUCACGAUACAGAUGCCCAGAAGGAGGGUGAACGCGGCAACAAGAUGGUCUCGGAGAUCUAUCUGACGAGGUUACUUGCCACCAAGGGUACACUCCAAAAAUUCGUCGAUGAUCUUUUUGAAACAAUAUUCAGUACUGCACAUCGUGGAUCUGCACUGCCACUAGCCAUUAAAUACAUGUUUGAUUUCCUCGAUGAUCAAGCCAUUCAUCAUGGCAUCUCUGAUCCCGAGGUUGUACACACGUGGAAGAGCAAUUCACUUCCACUCAGGUUUUGGGUCAAUCUCAUUAAAAAUCCAAACUUUGUGUUUGAUAUACACAAGUCGAAUAUUGUGGAUUCCUGUCUCUCUGUUGUUGCACAGACGUUUAUGGAUAGCUGUUCGACGUCGGAUCAUAGGCUAGGCAAAGACUCACCGAGUUCCAAGCUGCUUUACGCAAAAGACAUUCCAGCGUACAAAGAGUGGGUAGAGCGUUACUACUCGGAUAUUAAAACCAUGCCGGCAAUAUCUGAUCACGAUAUGAACGCAAUGUUAGCUGAAGAGUCAAGAUUACACACGACAGAGUUCAACACGAAUUGUGCCCUGUACGAGCUCUACACAUACGCAGGAAAGUACAACGAACAAUUAAUAGUGACCCUCGAGGAGGACGAAUUCUCCCAGAAGCAGAGAUUGGCGUACAAACUCGAGCAGGUGCACAAUAUAAUGGCGGCGGACGCUAAUCCCUGAUGUCCCGUUAUACCAACCAAGUAUCCGACAAAGCCCAGGCACGAGUGGCCCUGCUGAGAACCUGUCGACACUUGGUUACGGAUUCAAUUGCCAUAAAAAAUGUAAUUCAAAAACGAUUAAACGUGGCCUAAAGCUAUCAAUGAACGUUGUGACGUCGACUCCAAGACAACAGAGGAAAGGACAAUUGAAGAAAAAUCAAUGUUUCCCAUCGGUUUUAUUUAAUUUCGAUAAAACUGAAGCAAAUUGUUUUACAAUCGUCCCAAUUUUGUGAUUUAAUACGUGAGAAAAAGUGAGAAGUGAGAAAUUAACUCACCUUGAAUUAAUUAAGAUGAUGAAGUGCGCGCAACGUUCGAAAAGAAAUUGUGUAUCGAAAUAAUAAUAGGUGUUUCAUAAAUGAAUAAUUAACAAAGGAAUGAAAUAAAUUUUAAAUAAAAAAAAGCACAUACGACAAAGUCUUCUGGAAGGCCGCUGGCUGGCAGGUGUGACUAAUUAUCAUCGCACUUACCAGAUAAUUGUAAAUAAUAUACCAAAUUAAUUUAAAUAAAAAAUGAUAUUGCAAUAGGAUUACAAUUAAAAUCACGCUCACACUCCGGCGGCCGACGAAUAUAUCGUCAUUUAAAAUCAAUAGUCGAUCGUCGAAUUGAUGGCGAUGAGAGAUCUUACGAUCAAGGGUUUUUAAUGAAAAAAAAAUUAUUUGGGUAUGAUAAUUAUCACUGAUUAAAUGAUGAAUGAAUGAGAUUAUUUGUAAAUCAGUCGUUCAUAUAUUGAAUUUGUAAAUUGUGCAACUGAUCUAUCCGCGCCACGUGCCCGAUGUCAGCGACUGACGACUGAUGAUUUAAGGAAAAUGGUGAAGAUUUUUAAAAGAAACACAAACAUUUCCAUCCAAGCAUCGAUUAAAGGCGAAUUGAUAGGCUGGGAAUUAGAGUUGAGGAGAAAAUACGAAAUGAGUGAAAUGUAAAUGCCGAUUAGUCUCGUUAAGGGGAGACUCAUGUGUUUUAAAAGCCUCAUACGUUAAAGAUCGAUCAUAUGUGAAUAAAAACGACGAAUAAGUAUAAUAAAAUAAUUGUUUAUUAUUCUUUUGCCCUGCAGACGCUGAAAACGUUAAAAAUGGCCGCAUGGCUUCAAUUUUUAUGCUACAAAUAUUUUUUUUUCGUUAAAAAAAAGUGUAGAAACACAAUUACGAAUUACUUUUCUUUAAUGUGACGUCUAAAUAGCUAACUUCGUUUUUGUUAGCCAGUAAAACAUUUUUCUAACAUUUCCUAUUCGUUUCAGACAGCAAAAAAAUUUUUAAAAUAAAAAAACAAUUAUUUAAACAAAAACAAAAUUACUUGCUUAGUUCAAUAAUUUAAAAAAACUGUAGCUUAAAAAUUAAGGAUACUAGACUAUCACUGACAAUUCAAACGAACACUAAAUAAUUUUUUUGCACUAAUUCUUUAUUCUCAUACAUAUAUAAUCGAUCUUCAGUGGGAUAUGUUAUUAACUCAUAGUAGUCUCCCCUUAACGAGUGAUUUUAGGAGAAAUUGUCACAAGACCUUUUUCACGAGGAAUUGAAUUUCGAACAAAAAAUGUCUUUUCACAUUUCCCCCUGGAGUCCAUAAUUUCCGAGAUAAUCGCAAAAUUCCAUCACUCGAAUGAAAAAAAAAAUAUUGACUGGUCCGAAUUCACCGGAUUGCGAUAAAUAAAUGUACGAAAAAGAAACUAGUUAAAUAAUUGAUAUGAAAAAAUAUAUAUAUAUAAGAUUGGAUGGUCAUUAUGUAUAUGUGUACAUACAUACACUUUAAUCAAAUGCUCGGCGCAUUGAAGAAAUUAAUAAUUGAUAAUUAAUAAGAAAAACGCAUGUGUAUGUAUAUAUGUGUGCGUGCUGUGCCCUUCCGUAAACAAAAAACAAUGAUGAAUAAUAUUGUCGCGAAUAUAAAUAUAUAUUAUAUAUAGACGCACACACAUUCGAGGAUAAGACGGGGAGAAUACGAAAAAAAGAUUUAAAAAAAGUACGUGAGAUAAACGUGAACAAAAAAAUAACAGUGGAAUAAAAUCUUUUUCGAGAGUAAUGAGAUGGUGUAUUAGUUGAUAGGUAAUUUUACUACAAAUAAAUGAGUAAAUAAAUAAAUUGAUAUGGACUUAUGGUCACGCGCGCGCGAGGCCAGCUCGAUGUGACGGUUGUGUUGAGUGUGCGUGCUUCCCUCUUCCUAAUGAAAAAAAUAAAUUCCGAUUGAAUACGUCCCAUUUCCCCUUCCUCAUCCACUUCCUGACCCUAAGAAAUAUUUGAAUGCUGGCGAAAACUCUGACAUUUGAUGGAAAUAUACAGGGGAGAGUGGAGUAAACCUUUGACUUGUACAAAUACUCAUGACUCAGGAACAAAUUAAGCUGUUGAGCUCAAUGUGAUUCAAUUUCAUGCGCAAUUCAAUGAGUUAUUGACAUUGAAGAGAAAAAAGUCAAGUGUCUAUCAAGCACAGAAUUAUUCAGAACAGAUUGAGUGACAUAUAAUUGGACUGAAUAAAUUAAAUCUGAGUUUUGAAUGGAAGAUUGCAAAAAAUAUUUUUGCAGAGAUGAAUAUCUUGGGUGAAUACUCAUCUCAAGGAAUUAAGUUUGUGGGAAAAAAUGAUGAUGACGUGAUCGAAAAUGUCGAGUUUCAUUCUCUCAUUUUUUCCUUCAAGAACAAUUAUUUUCUAUAAACUGAUAUUCCCUUUGCAGUGAGUAUUCAACUUAAAUACUCAUUGGGAAUAUUCAUCAUUCAAUACUUAAACAUUAUUUAUUUCGUCCAACAGCAUACAACUCAAUCUGCCGAAUGAUUCUGAAACGAAAAAUAUCUCUCGAGCAAAAAGUGUAUAUUUCUCCCAAACCAUGAGUUUUCCCCCCAGUGGAGUUGAAUAAAAUUAAAGUAAAUAACAAAAAUCUGCCAUAUAUUCUUUCAAUAUCAUCGAAUCAUCAUCAUCAUUAUCAUUAUCAUUAUCAUUAUCAUAAUUCAUCAAUACUCGUCGCCUGUAAUUGUCAUCAAUGCUCAUUAUUGUAAUAAAAUGAAAGAUACGCGACAGUUUCUCGUGUUACUAAAGAAAAAAAAAUUCACCUCUAAAUACUCCUAAAUGAAAACAUAAAAAAAAACAAAGUACCACCUUUUGUGCCACUCCUAAAUAUGCUUCAACGCCUCCGUCGUCAUGUUGUUGUCACUCUUAAUUAAUUAAUUGUAAUAUAAAUAAUGGAAAUAAUGAAAAGAUAAAAAAAAUCACUGUUGAGUAUUGUCAUGAUUGUAAUACAUUGAUAUUGAAUUGAUAUGAAUUGAUAAUCAUUAAUUAAACGUAAAAGGAAAGAAUAACAACAAUUAAACUCUGUGGAUGUAGCCAUAUACGAUUCAGUGUGACAGAAUAAUUUGUUUUUUAUAAAUUCAUUCUUCUUUCCAUUCAUUCUCUCUUAUGAUUAUCCUCAUUUCAAUAUUUUUAUUGAUUUCAUGGGUGCGAAUUCGGACGCGGUGCGAAUGGAUCGGUGCGACUGUAUGAUUUUUUCUCAAAUUGUGUGAUUGUGUGUGUCAAAAAGUGCGUCAAUUUCAAUGUGCAGUUGUUCGUGGAGAAAGUAUUUAUUGCUCAAAAAUGAAUAAUGAAAAAUGAAGGCGAAGAUGAGAGAACAUUGAUGAGAAAAUUGAGAAAAUUGGGGGAUAAGGAGAAAUGGUAACGAGUGGGUAAGACAGGUGAAAUAAAAUCGAAUGGAAAAGGACAGUGAGGGGGAGGUGAUUAUGGGCACUGAGAACAAUAUGAAACUUUUGAGGUGAUCGAGGCCAGUUUGUAAGAAAUCUCUAGUGAAGGGGUAAAACGUCAUUUUCGUUAAAAACAAGUACCUUUGGGGGAAAAUGAAAGAGCUUUUUGUAGCUGACGAAAUUUGCCGUCGAAAAAUUCUUCUAGGGGGAGACUACUCUGAGUUUUGAUCAAUUAUACAUGUAUAUGUUAAGAAUGAGUGCAAAAGUAAUAAUUGUUUAUUGUUCUUCGAAAAUUAGUCCAGUGUAGAAUCAUAAUUACGUAUUAUUUUUUAUUCGACCUCUAAAUAGCCGAAUUAUUCAUACAAUACAGCCAGCAAAUGCAUUCUCAGAAUCUUUAUAGUAUUUUUUUAUUUGUUUCAGAUCGCAGAACAAUAAUUCAAAAAAUAAAAAAAUCCACAUGAAUAAUUUAAC
Diachasma alloeum is the source of this 11898-nucleotide messenger RNA. RefSeq names its product plexin-A2. The record is from RefSeq and is a predicted model, not a curated record. Gene Ontology annotation, molecular function: protein binding; semaphorin receptor activity. The transcript has 12 exons. Gene Ontology annotation, biological process: negative regulation of cell adhesion; regulation of GTPase activity; motor neuron axon guidance. Lineage: Eukaryota; Metazoa; Arthropoda; Insecta; Hymenoptera; Braconidae. Gene Ontology annotation, cellular component: semaphorin receptor complex. The coding region runs from base 1983 to 7742 and encodes 1919 amino acids.